Megalopta genalis is the source of this 1006-nucleotide messenger RNA. RefSeq lists its product as uncharacterized. The record is from RefSeq and is a predicted model, not a curated record. NCBI's taxonomy places the organism in Eukaryota, Metazoa, Arthropoda, Insecta, Hymenoptera, Halictidae.
GGCGCGGUACAGACUUCUGAAUAGAGCCGCUUGAUUUUGUGAUUAGAGGUGCCUCUAUCGUGCACGUGGAGCAAUUUAUUAAUAUUAAAAUAUAACGAUUACUCAUAAGUAAAUUAUAAACGAUUAUAAAUGAACAAAGUUCAGCAGAGAUGGGAGAAUCUGAAAAAUUAGAAAAUGCAAUCGAAAAGCUGCGUAAAAGUGUUAAUAGUUUUCGUCUUGGAGCUAUUUCCUUGGAUGAUUACAAACCUUAUGAAGACAAGAUCAAAAUAAUGUAUAAUACUUUGACUCAAUUAAAUGCCAGGAUAUUAAUGCUUAAAGCACAUCAUCAUUUUCUCGAAUCGGAAGAUGUAGUAGAGAAAGACGCGCCAACAAAGUGUCACGAAGCAACAUCAAACUGCCUUUUAAAUAACCUAGCAACUAAGUCAUGCCUUCAUUCUUAUACAAUUACAAAUAUUCUGAGUGGCAGGCAAGGUGAUCCAGAUAAGCAAAAAAUAUUUUAUUUUAGAAAAAUGUAUGACUAUAUGCGUAAAAUAUAUAGUAUCAAUGAUGAGUUGAUGAUAUUACAGAAAGAAAUUGAUGAAGCAAUGGAGAAACAAUUAAAUUUGAAGAUAGAGUGCCAAAACAUGUUAUACGAUCAUAAAAAAUUCCUGGAGGUGCAAGAAGAAAUGUGGAAUAAAAAGUUGCAAGAGACAAACCCUGAAAUUGCACGCAACAAGAGGAAGCUGAUCCAGAGAUUAGAUAAAGUCAAUAUAAUGAAAAAACUUAUUGUCAAUUUUAUUGCUGCCUCCAAUCACUUGCUGAUGGAGAAACCAAUCCUGAUAGAGAUGUUAGAGAAACACAGAGACCUGAUCGAUAUCGAUACGAUCAUGAAAAUGGCCCGAAGCAGUACAGAAAAUGAAACGGAGACAAUGGUUCAAACGAAAAGUAAUUAACGUUGUUGAAUGUAACUUCACCAAAGUAAUUUUUUUAUAUUUUUAUAUUAAAUUAUUAGUUUUGCAUAACGAAA